AUGGCAACAAGGGCGGCAGACCACCGGGCCGUCGUUAGCCCUGAUAAUGGCAACCUAACCGUCGUGGCGGCGGUACUCCUCGUCGUGGCCGCGGCCCAGCCGGCGGCGGCUGCAGCGGGAGCAGGCACCGGCAGCGCCGACGACGGGCGACGAAUCAGCCGCGGGGCGGCGGCGACGACGACGGGCCGCGCCCGAGCGCCGCUGCCGCCGGCCGUCAGGGUGCGCUGCACCGGGCUCCACGUCGUGAGGCCGGGCGAGACGUGCGCGUCGGUGGCGCGCGCCGCGGGGCUGACCGCCGGGCAGUUCAUGAUGCUCAACCCGAACCUCACCUGCGCCGCGAUGUUCCACGGGCAGUGGGUCUGCGUCCGCGGCUCGGCCAUCGGCUGACGGCUGGCCGCCCGCCGCGC
Panicum virgatum (switchgrass) is the source of this 407-nucleotide messenger RNA. RefSeq names its product lysM domain-containing protein ARB_05157-like. The transcript is spliced from 2 exons. Lineage: Eukaryota; Viridiplantae; Streptophyta; Magnoliopsida; Poales; Poaceae. Bases 1 to 387 code for a protein of 128 amino acids. The record is from RefSeq and is a predicted model, not a curated record.